CAUCGCUUCAUUUCACAACGUUAAAAUUCCAUCGUAGCAGACCCAACUUUGUGCGCACAUUGAGUAGCAGAAAUGGCGAAAAGGGAAACAAUAGUGCACUGGUUUCGCAAAGGAUUGCGAACGCACGAUAAUCCUGCCCUCUCGGUAGCCGUGGACAGGGUAAGAGAAAACCCGAACAAGUACUUCUUGCGGCCAAUAUUUGUGCUCGAUCCCGGUAUACGCAAGUGGUUGCGAGUAGGACCGAAUCGCUGGCGAUUCCUGCAGCAAACGCUUGCCAAUCUCGACGAAAACUUGAGAUCAAUAAACUCAAGGCUUUACGUUGUCCGUGGGAAUCCAAUAGAGGUGUUUCCCAAAUUGUUUGAGGAAUGGAACGUUUCUCUGUUGACCUACGAGUAUGAUAUCGAACCUUACGCGGUUAAGCGUGAUAAAACCGUCGAAGAACAAGCGACCAAACAUAACGUUGAGGUGCACGUAGCAAAAUCUCACACCAUUUUUGAUCCCGAGCUCAUUCUGAAGCGCAACGGAGGCAAACCUCCACUUACGUACCAAAAGUAUGCAUCGGUAGCGUCGGCAUUAAAAAUCCCCGAAGCAGUUCCUGUACCACAAAAGCUUCCCGCAAGUUGCGGCCACCCGGAGACGGAUAAGCAGGAACGUCAGAAUCCAUCCUGCUACGAUGCGCCAACGCUUGACGAACUGGGAGUAGCGGAAAAUGAGCUGGGAGAAUGUAAAUUCCCUGGCGGUGAAACAGAAGCCCUGCGUCGAAUGGAAAAGUGUUUAGCUCGGAAGGCAUGGAUUUGUAGCUUCGAAAAGCCGAAUACCUCACCGAAUUCGUUAGAACCAUCGACGACGGUGCUGAGUCCGUACCUGAAGUUCGGUUGCUUGAGCGCGCGUCUUUUCUACAACCGGAUAUCGGACACCAUCAAGGGGCAGAAGCACUCGCAACCACCCGUCUCCCUUAUUGGGCAGAUGAUGUGGCGCGAGUUUUAUUACUGUGCCGCAGCGGGAACACCGAACUUCGACAAGAUGGUAGGGAACAACGUGUGUCUACAGAUCGAUUGGGACACCAAUCAAAAGUUUUUGGAUGCGUGGACACACGGCCGCACCGGUUACCCGUUUAUCGAUGCUUGCAUGCGUCAGUUACGCCAGGAAGGCUGGAUUCAUCAUCUUGCCCGGCAUGCCGUGGCUUGCUUCCUAACCCGGGGAGACCUUUGGCUUUCCUGGGAGGAAGGACAGCGAGUGUUCGAAGAGCUGCUGCUCGAUGCUGACUGGGCACUAAACGCCGGCAACUGGAUGUGGCUGUCGGCUUCCGCGUUCUUCCAUCAGUUCUUCCGCGUGUACAGUCCGGUAGUGUUCGGGAAGAAAACGGAUCCGGAGGGAAAGUUCAUCAGGAAGUACGUGCCGGAAGUAGCUCGCUUCCCGGCUGGUAUCAUCUACGAGCCGUGGAAAGCAAAUAUCGAAACGCAGAAGAAGCUCGGUUGUAUCAUUGGAAAGGAUUACCCGGAUCGGAUCGUGGUACACGAGGAAAUUUCUAAGGUGAACAUUCAACGUAUGUCCGCUGCAUAUAAAAGGAAUAAGGGGCUCAAGGAGGAGGUAACCGGUGACAAGAGCAGCCCCGCCCAGAACAAAUCGACGAACAAACGAGGCUCAACUGCUUCUUCGUCGUCCAAGUCUUCACCGAAAGCAAAACCGGCACCUAAAAGGCAAAAGUUGGAAAAUACUAUUAAGAAAUUUUUGAGUAAAAAAUAAGUUUACUCUUAUUGAGGAUGCUUUCCGUCUACAAUAAUGCCAGAACAAAGUAAACAACAAAUUAAUGCAAAGAUUUUUCUACAAAAGGUCUCCAAGAAUGUCCUUGUGUUAUUGUGUACUGGUCAAGUAACAACAAAUCGGCCUACUUAUGCCAGGGACUGACAUAAUGUAAGGAUGGAGUUCUUAAAAUCUUCCCCAGAUACUGCCACUUAAUACUCGUUAUGGGUUUUUAUCAUUUAAACUCUCAGGAAGGAACCUCAGUAUUUAUACACAUUAGUAUUACUGUUUUGUUACACAUCUUUCUUGAAUUUGUCAAUAAAGAAAUCUCUUUCG
Anopheles coustani is the source of this 2079-nucleotide messenger RNA. It is a transcript of the gene phr6-4, whose product is annotated as cryptochrome-2. The record is from RefSeq and is a predicted model, not a curated record. Bases 73 to 1746 code for a protein of 557 amino acids. Gene Ontology annotation, molecular function: DNA binding; FAD binding. NCBI's taxonomy places the organism in Eukaryota, Metazoa, Arthropoda, Insecta, Diptera, Culicidae. Gene Ontology annotation, cellular component: nucleus; cytoplasm. The transcript is spliced from 2 exons. Gene Ontology annotation, biological process: circadian regulation of gene expression; entrainment of circadian clock by photoperiod.